AUGUAUUCGAAGGGACCAUGCUCAUUUACAACAAUUUGUAUUAUCUUCAUGACGACCAAAUGGCAACUUCUACAAAUGAAUAUGGAGCUAACUGCACUGUGUUUGCAUUUCGGCAGUGGUACAAAGGAAGUGUACGAAUCAAAUUGGUUCGCGUAUAAACAUUUACUCUUUUUGAAAGAUGUAAAUGUACCAUUGCCAACAAAAGACAGCAUAGUGGAGAAGAAUGCCCAACAGGGGAGCAAUACACAUGACAUUGAAGAAACAAUCGCUGAUGAAGGAUUAGAAGAAAUGGAUACUUCAAAUUCUUUUCGGAAACCAGCGGCAGAUGGAAAAAUCACAAAAAAAAGAAGGCGGAACGUCACAACUAAUGUGAGUGAUGAGAGAGAAGAAGAAGCUUAUAAUUUUAUGAAGGCUGUUAGUGAAAUGAAAACUAUGGAUGAAUAUUCAGCUUUUGGGGAUUACAUAGCGCAUAAAAUUCGAAAACUUAAAAGCGCUACAUUGCGCAGUAUCGCCCAAAACCGCAUCAAUAAUAUCAUUUUUGAAUUGGAAAUAAGUCAUGAAAAUGACCAAGGUUUAAUCUUAAUUUCUUCGCCAUCUACCGCAAGUUCAUCGGAGCAAUAUUCAGCGACUCCUACUCCUGAACCAGAACCUCAUCCAUCAUCACCGAUCGCUACAAUGCAACACGUCAACAACAAUUCUGUAAUAACAGAACUUUUGAACAUAUAA
This is a messenger RNA of Hermetia illucens (black soldier fly), 726 nucleotides long. RefSeq lists its product as uncharacterized. Lineage: Eukaryota; Metazoa; Arthropoda; Insecta; Diptera; Stratiomyidae. The record is from RefSeq and is a predicted model, not a curated record. The transcript has 3 exons. Bases 1 to 726 code for a protein of 241 amino acids.